AGAUGUCUUCAGAAUCAUUCUCACCCUCAAGCGUUUCCUCUGACGAAGAGCCCGUUCACGAGAUGGCGAAUGUAGUUAAAAAUUUUGGCACCGAGGAGCUAAUCGAAUAUUUACGAGAAAAACGAGAAAAGAAUUUGUAUCUCAAGGAAGCCCAUUUUGAAAUAUUACGUAAAGAGGAAAUAACUGGUUCUUCUUUUCUAUAUAUGACUAAAGAAGACUUCCGCAGUAUUGGGUUUGCGUUUGGACCUGCCACGGAAUUAGCAAAUUUAAUCGCGGAUCUAAAAAAAUUAAAAACUCCAAAAUCAAACACCGGACUUGUGUCCGUUUUUGUGGACAAUUCCAACUUGUUUAUCGAAGGAAAGUAUACUAUAGGUCAACUCGAAAAAGCAGGCACAUUUGAUCAACAGAGAAAUUCCUUUUACCUCAACCAGCUUCACAUCGACCAUGGUCGUCUUCUAUCAACAAUAUUGAAAGGACGACAAAUGGGUAGCAAUCCAAUUAUUGUUGGCUCUCGUCCGCCACCGAACGAUUCGCUGUGGAAGCAGAUCCGAAAUCAAGGUCAUGAUGUGGUCGUUUACGAUCGAAAUAUCGAAAAUAAAGAAAAAAAAGUGGAUAUGGCUCUCGGGGUUUCUGCAAUGAAUGUCAUCUGGUCUAAUGAUCCCGGUGUACUCGUCCUAAUAGCUGGUGAUGGGGAUUAUGAACCUGUAAUAAAUGAGGCUCUGAAACGCAAGUGGAAGGUUGAAAUCUGGUUUUGGUCAUCAGGAAUAUCCGGUGAUCUCAUGAGAAAAUCCAUUUUUUAUUCUUUGGAUAAUUUCUAUCAACAUUUUACAUAUGUGUACGGACAAGACCCCGUUGGAAAAAAUCAUACCCUUGAAAUAACUGACGGUGAAACGGUUGGAAAAUGGGGGGAUGAUGAAGUAAUGAAUUGUUUUGUUUCAUUAAAGUUAUAUGGAUGGUGGUACCGGAAAGAAAGACAGAUUAUAUAUUUGUACUUCGAUAACAAAGCGAAUUUGGAAAAGGCAAAAAAUUGGAUGGAGAUUGAGUAUCCUGAUAUACAGGUUUGGGAAGUAGAAAAGAAAG
This is a messenger RNA of Ambispora gerdemannii, 1080 nucleotides long. The record is from the annotation of a GenBank genome assembly. NCBI's taxonomy places the organism in Eukaryota, Fungi, Glomeromycota, Glomeromycetes, Archaeosporales, Ambisporaceae.